Messenger RNA from Chaetomium globosum CBS 148.51, 3879 nucleotides. RefSeq lists its product as uncharacterized. Gene Ontology annotation, cellular component: cytoplasm; nucleus; RNA nuclear export complex. The record is from RefSeq and is a predicted model, not a curated record. Gene Ontology annotation, biological process: RNA export from nucleus; protein export from nucleus. NCBI's taxonomy places the organism in Eukaryota, Fungi, Ascomycota, Sordariomycetes, Sordariales, Chaetomiaceae. Gene Ontology annotation, molecular function: nuclear export signal receptor activity; RNA binding; small GTPase binding. The coding region runs from base 1 to 3879 and encodes 1292 amino acids. The transcript is spliced from 10 exons.
AUGUCAAUGAACGGUGCAGCUGGGGCUGCCACUGCCGGCGAGGGCGGUGAGGCCGUCCUUUCGAAGAUCCACGAAGCACUCAAAGUCGUCCACAGCCCUUACUCGCCCAACCAAGCGCGACAAGAAGCCCAAGCAUUUCUCGAAGAAGUAAAGACCCUCGCCGAGGCACCGUCGCACGGCUUCAACCUCGCAUAUAAUAAACCUCAGGAACCCAUUGUCCGCCAUUAUGGUCUAUCGCUGCUUGAGCAUGCCGUGAAGCAGAAUUGGGAGGAGUACGGCGCCGAGCAUCGAGAAUAUAUCCGAUCAUGGGUUCUGCAGCUUGCUGAGACCGUUUCCACCGAAGACCCGCCAUAUUUGAGGAACAAGAUUGCCCAGCUCUGGGUCGAGGUGGCCAAGCGUGCCUGGGUCGCCGACUGGAUGGAUAUGGACCACCUGCUAGUCCGUAUUUGGCGGGGUUCAGACUCGCCAGUUCACAAACAAUUUGUUCUCCAGAUCCUCGAGACGCUCUCAGACGAAAUCUUUAAUGGAGAUGACGCUGUAGUCGCCCUCCGCGAGGGGGUGCUGAGCAAGGCAUGCGUCGAGGUUUUCACACCGGCAGCAAUUCUGACCGAGGCCUUCCCCAACCGUCAAGCCGGCCCAGACGUGCGGUGUGAGGGCGAUGGGUGGCUCAGUAGAAUAACACAACUCAUCAGCGAGUGUCUCAGCGGCGGUAUCGAGCAGAGUGAGGAUAUCAGGGCAUGCGCUGUCAAGGCACUCAACGUCCUCAACUCGGUCGUGCCGUGGGCAAUUCCAAAGGCAUUGAAUGCCGUCGGCUGCCGCCCCGUCAUGAGCAGCUGUUUAGCGACCCCCAGUGUGCCCGUUCAAAAGGCUGCCCUCGAGUCCCUGCACUCCCUAUAUAACCGCUCAAGUUUCACAGAAGAUGAAUUCGUUGAUCUGGUGGUGCCGAUGUACAGCGAAGUCAUGGUUGAUCUCUUCAAGAGGUUGUUUGAGUGGUCUGUCGUGGAUGCACAUGACAUUGACGACGACAAGUACCAGUUUGCCAAAAAGUUCUCCGAGACACUCUGCUCCCUCGGGAAUUACUUAGACCGGAAGUUCGCGGCCAUCCCGCCCCAAACCAACAUCCAAGGAUUCCUCGAGCUCCUGAUGCUGGUGGUGCAGAGCCAAAGCCUAGUCGUUUCGAUUCCGAUCCUUCUCACUUGGACACGUCUGUUAUCCCAUCGAGCGCUUGGCCCUGCAGCUGCUGAGAUGCCCUUUAUCGUCAACCUCCUGGAGCUCUGCUGCGGCCGCUUGGUUCGAUAUGAAAGUUUUCCCGAGGACACGGAGGAUCCUGUCUACGUUCUGCUCAUUGAGGAUACAGACACCAUCCCUGAGCGACACGCCUUCCUCGGAAACUACCGACGGUACUGCUGUUCGGUCAUCGAGAGCAUUGUGCAUCUCAAAAUGUCUGACGCGUUCUCGCAUAUGCUGGGCAGAGCGGAGCGUGCCCUGAACACCCUUUACGACGGGCAACCCCCCCUCAACCCUUCCAACUAUUCUAAAACCUCCCUGCCGGUCUUGACCGUUGACGCGCACGCAACCGUCAUUGAGGCUGCCCUUAAAGGUUACGACAAGUGGAGAACAUCACGCAACCGGACUGCGGAGGAGCAGGCAACGACCGUCGAGCAGUAUUUCGAGAAGUGGUGUGGUCAACUCCUCGAGAUGAAGUUUGAGGACCCCCUCAUUCGGAAGCGGAUACUUCAACUUCUGGUAACUUUCUCAACCAGAGCGCUCGACUCGAAGCCCGCGAUUAUGCUCAGGGUAUUGGAGCACAUCUUGAUGACCUGGCCGGCUCUGCAGCCGGAACACAGGCUGUUCAAUGAUGCGAUCAGGGAUCUCCAGACCGAAAGCAUGGUCGAGCUCCAAAGGCUGGCAUCAAAAAUGCCUGAUCCCCUUCUUGUAAGCAUUCCCCGCUCCCUGGGGGUUGCUAGAUCUAAUCAAUGGGUCCAGGAUGUGUACGACCAGCUAGAAGGGAAGGUUCAGGAGAUGAUCGCGUCUGGGACUCUCGAUGAGAAGCGCCAGGUGGCCUACCAAAGCUUUUUGUUCAUCAUCAUCCACCGAGCUACCCACAUUGACCCGGCUGUGCGUCUUUCAAAGCUCACUGCGUUUAUCGACCCCGUCAAAGAUCAGUGGAAGAACGAUUCUUUGAAACAAGCCUUGGGCUCUUACAAUGGAUUUUGCGAGCUCUUGGGCCUCGACAAAAUCCAGAAGUACUUGGUUGAGCGUCGUGUUCACGAGAAUGCUGACUGGGGCUCCACGGAUCUUGAUGCCGAGGGGCUAGCUCUCCAGGCUGAACUGGAACAGAGACAAUCGGCUCUACCGCUUCGGGUGACCAAGUCGUUCUUGACAUAUUCCGUUGAGAGGAUAGAGAAAGACUCGCCUGCUUACCAGGCUUCUUGCACUCUCUGGCAGGAUGGGUUCCAGCUCAUCCUGCCAGAGCUGCUCAAGUUUCUGAGCUAUGCCCACGCAUCCCAUAACCCGGCUAACUGGAGCUUGCUGCCGGCAGAAAUGCAGUCAGUAGUGGGCCGUCUCCUGUCCGACCGAUUUUGGCAAGCCGGCAUCUCGGAAGGGAGUAAGGAUGAUUUCUAUGCUAGAGUGCUUGGGAAGAAGAACACUCUAGAAGGGCUUGCGUCGACUAUUAGGGGGACUGUCCGGUUCGUACGAGAGACAUGCUACGCCGUCAUAUAUUGCAUGACGCGGCUGGACAUGCAGUUCUACGGCUUCCUGGAACUCCCAGGACCGUUGGCGAACGCCUUGUUUGCGGAUUCGAUCUACCUAUCCUCUCACCAGGUCAUCAACCUCCUCACCCUCGUGAGGUUCCUCGUUGAUCACUGUCCCGUGGAGCUACGGGGACAUUUCGUGCCUCCUAUUUUGGCGACCUGUUUCGAGCAGAUGGAUGCCAAAAUCAGCUCUGAGUGGGAGAAACUCGGACAACGGGAAGCAGUCCGAGCUGCACCGGACGAACUGGCCGAGGAGAUGAAGGCCGAGAGCAUCCUAAGACAACUCACCUAUUCAGCGGUGCUUAUGGUCGCCGAUGUUCUCGACCCGGCCAGAAUCGCACCAGGGUCAGCUUCAGCGGACAAACCUGAAGAUACGGCUCCAAGCGCGAAGUAUCCCCCGCUCCGCAAAUUUUGCCUAAUGAACCCGUCCAUUGCGGUUCCCCUUCUGGUCUUCUGCAGUCACGCGAUUCGUAUGCACGAUGGUAGAUGCUGCGGCGUUGUGCUGCGUGUCUUCCGCUCGAUCGUGCCGGAAUUUAGCCCUUCAGAGCUCGCAAAAACCGCGAAGGACCCGGGCCACACAGCACCCCUUGAGGAUUUCCCGAUCCCAGAAGAAACUGCGAGGGAAAUUCGCGAGUACAUCUCUACAGAGGUGAUGAAGGCGGCCAUUUCUUCGCUGCACGACCCCUACUUCGUCGAUUCCCAAAGGGACUUGGGCGCGCUGAUCGCUUAUAUCUUGGCCUACUACUCAUCUCUGACACCGACGCCGCGGAACAUACUUGUCUCAUUGCCGAAUAUCAAACCAGAAGAUGUUGACAGGACGAUCCAGCAUGUUUCCCAGCCGGGGGUACAGUCUCGCCAGCAACGUGCACUUGUUCUUGAACUUCUCGAGGACUUGAAGGGGGUCAGCAUCUCGGAGAUGGGGAAGCUUACCAAGAGCCUUGGGGUAAGGCCGGGUUCCUCACGCGGUAGCAAGAAGUCUACCCGCAGCAAGAUGGCCCAGGAAUUCAUGACGCCGAACGGGGGCUCGGGAACAGGCGGGGCGGGAGGCGUGGAUGGCUCGACGGGGCGCAACAAGACUCCCGACUUGGAUGGCGUGGCCAGCAUGUUUAACGAAACCAGCUAG